Durotheca rogersii is the source of this 1535-nucleotide messenger RNA. Its product is annotated as NAD(P)-binding protein. The transcript is spliced from 4 exons. Gene Ontology annotation, molecular function: oxidoreductase activity. The coding region runs from base 523 to 1350 and encodes 275 amino acids. NCBI's taxonomy places the organism in Eukaryota, Fungi, Ascomycota, Sordariomycetes, Xylariales, Xylariaceae. The record is from RefSeq and is a predicted model, not a curated record.
AGCAACAGGCAACCCCUGCCCUGCCUCAUUCUGCGAGUCUACAUUCACCCCCGUUCCGUUGGACUAACCCGUGACCCUCCUUGGGGCCUAGACACGAUACGAUGAAUCCGUCUGUGAUCUCGUUGGCCAUUUGGAUCGUACAGCAGAUUUACCGAGGGAAAUGUCGUCAGUAUAUGCCCGCAUGGUCGAAUGAGGGAAUGUGGCUUCCAGUGUUUUCGCCUCACCGGCAGCGAGCGGAGGAGAGGCCGAAGUGUAGUAUUAGGUGCCUCUGCAAGUCCUGGCGUGGGAUGCGGUUCGGAUCUCCCCUGCGGAGUAUGUGGUAGGUGAUAGAUCGCGGGACAAGGUAAGUCCUGAAACUCAUCCUACCCACCCCCUCUCCUCUUCUCCAAGCUACCGCCUAUAUAUCUCGACUGGGAGACCCGCUCCAGGCUACCUGUAACGUAGGCAUCUAUCCCUCAACAAGCGGCCACUUUGCUCAAGUGUGUAUUUCCUGCCCAGGUUUCAUUCACUUUUGCGACCAAAAUGCUCCUUAUAACUGGCUAUGCUUUUGUUACCGGUGGAGGGAGUGGAAUAUGCAAAGCGGUCUGCGAGGCCUUCGCUAAGUCCGGCGUAGACGGGUUGCUUGUAGCCGACAUUAACCUCGAAUCCGCUACCGGGACUGCCCAGGCGGUUAAGGCCCUGGCGACGAAUCCCAACUUCCGCGCGGAGGCCGUCCAGAUUGACGUAGCGAAGGAGGAAUCGGUGGCGGCGGCUACCCAGAGGAUGCUCGAGGUCUUUGGCCGAAUCGAUUACUGCGUGAAUGGUGCUGGGGUCGCUGGCAAUUCCGCCCGUGUUACCGAUUUCCCUCUCGAAGACUUUGAGCGCGUCAUGGGGGUCAAUGCCCAGGGGACCUUCAUCGUCCUCAAGGUCGUCUUGGCCGCGAUGGCGUCGCAGGAGGCCCACGUCAUCGACCCGGCCCUCCCGGCACGAGGAGUUACGCGUGGGGCAAUCGUCAAUCUAGGCUCCAUCGCAUCGCACAUAGGCAUAUCCGCCGCGGUCGCCUACGUCGCAUCGAAACAUGCCGUGCUCGGCAUGACCAAGGUAGCCGCUCUAGAAAAUGCCAAGCACAACAUUCGGGUAAACUGCUUGUGCCCGUCGUGGGUGGCGACACCGAUGAUAAAUGCAGCGAUGAAAGCGAAACCGACUCUUGAGGCAUCAAUACUGUCACAGAGCCCCCAAGGGCGUCUCGCAUUGCCGGAAGAGAUAGCGGACAUUGCGGUUUUCCUGUGCAGCACGCACGCGAACUGGAUCAACGGGAGCUCCUAUGGUGCGGACGGCGCGUGGCUUUCCGGCUUCUCUUACAGUGGUUAGUGGGAGCAUAUCGUGUUGUCGCUUGCUACGCGACGGCGUAAUCCUCGCUAUAGGCCGCGACGAGCCAGCUAGUCGCGUACCAAAGAACCUACAUUCUCAUUAGGAGAGUAGGGGCUUGGCUUAGUUCGACCAACGGUCGCUAUUCACGUAAUAUGACCAACAGAUGCCUUUAGCCAUCCUCUCGA